CCCUGUUGCUGCCCUUGACUCCCAGGUGCCGGGUGUGUGUGUUGGGUGUCACUGAGGCCCCUACAGGCAUCUUUACUCUUCCAAAAUAUUAAGCCUGUUUUUUCUUCUCAGCAGGGAUUCAGUGACCCACACUCUGGCCAGAUCCAGAGGGAGAAUGCCACUGUCUAAUGCCACCCACUUCUCUUCCCCCACCUUCACCCUACUGGGUGUCCCAGGGCUGGAAUAUCUACACUCCAGGAUCGCCAUCCCUUUCUGUGUUGGCUACCUCAUUGCUCUCUUGGGUAAUUUUGCCAUUCUCUUCAUCGUGAAGGCAGAGCCUGCCCUCCACCAGCCCAUGUUCUCUUUCCUGUCUGUCCUCUCUGCCAUCGAUCUGGGCCUGUCCACAUCCACUCUGCCCAAGUUGCUGGCCAUCUUCUGGUUUGGCCUUGGGGAGAUCAGCUUCAGGGCCUGCCUUGCCCAGAUGUUCUUCAUCCACACCUUCACAGGGAUGGAGUCUGUAGUGCUGUUAGCCAUGGCCUUUGACAGAUACAUGGCCAUCUGUGACCCCCUGAGAUAUACCACUGUCUUGACAAAGGCACGGGUUGCCUGGAUGUGUGCUGGUGUAGUGCUGAGACCUUCUGUACUUGUGCUUCCCAUGGCUUUGAUGACUCUCCGCCUGCCCUUUUGCAGUGGCCACAUUAUCAUUGCCCACACGUACUGGGCACAGUUGGCCUGUGCUGACAUCCGGAUCAAUGCCAUCUAUGGCUUGUUUACCAUUGCCUUCCUCAUGCUGGAUUUGGUCCUCAUUGUCUUGUCUUAUGUGCUAAUCUUGCAAGCCAUCUUCAGACUCCCCUCCAGGGAAGCCCGGCUCAAAUCCCUGGGUACUUGCAUCUCCCAUGUUGCCACGAUUUUUGUCUUCUAUGCUCCUGCGUUCUUCUCCUUCCUCACCCACCGCUUUGGACACAACAUCCAUUACACCCACAUCAUCAUCGCCAACCUCUACAUCAUCCUGCCCCCAGUGCUGAACCCUGUCAUUUAUGGCCUAAGGACCAGGGAGCUCCGCAGGAGGUUCUGCCAGUUGUUGUGCCUCCAAAAGGCAGUUUUGCCCAAUGUAUACUGA
Rhineura floridana is the source of this 1099-nucleotide messenger RNA. RefSeq names its product olfactory receptor 52E4-like. Gene Ontology annotation, cellular component: membrane. Lineage: Eukaryota; Metazoa; Chordata; Lepidosauria; Squamata; Rhineuridae. Gene Ontology annotation, molecular function: G protein-coupled receptor activity; olfactory receptor activity. Gene Ontology annotation, biological process: G protein-coupled receptor signaling pathway. The record is from RefSeq and is a predicted model, not a curated record.